Messenger RNA from Camarhynchus parvulus, 7002 nucleotides. Its product is annotated as integrator complex subunit 6-like. Gene Ontology annotation, cellular component: integrator complex. Gene Ontology annotation, biological process: snRNA 3'-end processing. Bases 155 to 1384 code for a protein of 409 amino acids. Lineage: Eukaryota; Metazoa; Chordata; Aves; Passeriformes; Thraupidae. The record is from RefSeq and is a predicted model, not a curated record. The transcript is spliced from 10 exons.
GGCGUGCGCGCUGGUCACAUGGUGCUGGUGGAGGCUCAGGGAAGAGAAGUUGAGUCCGGGCGAGCUCGGGCAGCGCCGCCAGAGCCGAGCGAGCGGCGGGCGAGCGCCGCGCCUCCUCCGCAGGGAGCCCGCCGGCCGGGGCUCUGCCUGGACCAUGCCGAUCCUCCUCUUCCUCAUAGACACGUCCGCCUCCAUGAACCAGCGGGCGUACCUGGGCACCAGCUACCUGGACAUCGCCAAGGGCGCCGUGGAGAUCUUCAUGAAGCUGCGGGCCCGGGACCCUGCCAGCCGCGGCGACAGGUACAUGCUGGUUACGUUCGACGAGCCGCCCUACUGCAUUAAGGCUGGAUGGAAGGAAAACCACGCAACAUUCAUGAAUGAACUGAAAAACCUUCAGGCUUCAGGACUAACUACCCUUGGUCAGGCACUCAGGUCAUCGUUUGACUUGUUAAAUCUCAAUAGAUUAGUGUCUGGAAUAGACAACUAUGGACAGGGAAGGAAUCCGUUCUUUUUGGAGCCAUCUAUUUUGAUUACCAUCACAGAUGGAAACAAACUGACAAAUACAGCUGGAGUCCAAGAGGAGCUUCAUCUUCCAUUGAAUUCUCCUUUGCCUGGAAGUGAACUAACCAAAGAACCAUUCCGCUGGGAUCAAAGGCUGUUUGCUCUGGUGCUGCGCCUGCCAGGAGCUGCAUCUGCUGAGCCAGAGCAGCUUGGGAGUGUGCCUACUGAUGAAUCUGCUAUCACACAGAUGUGUGAGGUCACAGGAGGUCGUUCAUACUGCGUUCGGACACAAAGAAUGUUGAAUCAGUGUUUAGAGUCUUUAGUUCAAAAAGUCCAAAGUGGAGUUGUUAUUAACUUUGAGAAGUCAGGACCAGACCCAGCUCCUAUUGGAGAAGAUGGACUUGUUGAUUCAUCCAGGCCCAUCAAUUCAUUUGCUUCUCAGCCGUGGCAUAGUUGUCAUAAACUCAUUUAUGUACGGCCUAACCCUAAAACGGGUGUUCCUGUGGGGCAUUGGCCAAUCCCAGAAUCUUUUUGGCCUGAUCAGAAUUCACCAACACUGCCUCCACGCACAGCUCACCCCGUGGUGAGAUUCUCCUGUGUGGAUUGUGAGCCCAUGGUCAUAGACAAGCUUCCUUUUGACAAGUAUGAGCUGGAGCCUUCACCCCUCACCCAGUACAUCUUGGAACGAAAGUCUCCCCAUACCUGCUGGCAGGUAUUUGUGAGUAGCAGUGGAAAAUACAGCGAGCUCGGCCACCCGUUUGGGUAUUUAAAAGCAAGCACUACUUUAACCUGUGUAAACCUCUUUGUGAUGCCUUACAACUACCCUGUUUUACUUCCAUUGCUAGCAGAGGAGGAGAGCUACCUGCUUCCAGUGCAUGUUUGAUGCUGUUCACCUCCUAGACACGUAGCCUCUUCCUUAACCUGGAGUAAGCUUCAACCUCCAUUCUUUUCCCUCAUUUAGGGUGUGGUGUAUCCAGGUUUUGCAGUUGCUCUUGUAGCAGCUUAUUUUUUACUGGAAGAUGAGAUGCAGUGUUUGUCACGGGUGUUGGGAAGAGGGAAUUCCCUUAUGCAGUUCAGAGCAGUAAGAAGGAAUUGAGCAGUGAAACAGUCUGCAUUUCUUUCCUGCCCAAAGGACCAGGUUUUGGUUUUGUUUUUUUUACUCCCACAAUGAAAUUAUUUUCUAAGGAAAGAUAAUAUGAAAGGUGCUGUGUGAGUAACUGGCAUAAAGGUAAUGGCAGAGAGGAGUUUCCAGAGUGUCACUAACCCUUUCAGUUGCAGAUGCUGUUAUGGCUUUUUUGUUCUAGUUUUUGUGCAUGUUUUUAGUGAUACAGAAGAACAGUGACCAAGAAUUGAGUCUUACUGUCUUACACAGGGUUUUUCUAUUCAUUUCUAGGAAAAUAAAAAGUUCAGAACACAAUUUAGGAGUGCUUUUUUGUAAUCCUGGUCAUAACUAAAAAGGAAGAAACUUGUGCUUGCUCAUAAUGUGUCUUUUAUAGUUAUCUAUGCAGCCUGGUAAUUGUCCCAAAGUGUGCAAGGAGGAUGAGAGUUUCAGUGACUUUGUGGUUCCUGAAAUACUGCAGCAGAUCCACUAGCUGAAAAGCCAUCACUGAUCCGAAGUUAACUUCCUUGGUCAUUUUGAUGUUGACAUUUGCAGUUCUGCUGAGUCUUCCCUGGCAGCUCUUGUCUUCCCCCUGCCUCUUUUUUUACAGGGGUGUAAAGCUCUUCCUUCUCUUUGAGGAAUGGCACUUUUCAGUGUGUGUAGUGCUAUUCUGCAGUUUACUCACCUGGUAAUCCAUUUCUUAUAUUUCUGAAGGCUCUUCAAAGGAAAAUGCGGAGUUUCCACAUUGCCUGAGUUGUAAAGUGGAUGUUUCCUUGAGGUCAUGAAUCCCAUGCAUUCCAUAUUGUUCAUACAAGCACACAGAGUUACCUUCAGAUCUCCUUCCAGGGCUUUGUUUAUCCUUGGUCUCUAAGGCAUGGUAGGAUUAAGUUCUAUGGAAUAUACCUUCAACACAAAAGUAGAUCUGGAUCCUUUUCUACUUGGCACAGAAAAUGAGUGAGAUGAUAAGCAGCGUGCCUGGAAAAUUAUUUGUAGAUGAUUUUAGCAGUACUGACUCUGUAUUUGGCUCUGUAGGUAGGAACACUCCUCCUGUUCUACCUUCAUACACACCAGUAGUGGAUACUGAUGGUUCAGCAGAGGACUGAUAGGAAUGUGUAAAACCAAUUUUUCAUUACUCUCACCCAGAUUUAAAAGGAUGUGAGAAUUCCCAAGACCAGGAGAAGUCUGCUCCUUUCAGCCGCUACCUCCAUAUUGAUCAGUGUGGUUCUAGUGGCUCCUGCCCUACUGGUAGAAUAUUAUGUUGGAGGACUGGUUGGGACAGUACCAUGGAUAAUCUACCUCUGUUCCUUCUGGUGACUCUUCCAAAGACAAAAUCACUUUACAACUGUAUAUUUGUACUGUAUUAUCAAAUGUGUUCAACCUUAGAAACAGACAGUAAGAUGUUUAAAGAUUUUUUUGCUUGCAUUUUUGUUUUCCUCCUGCAUUACUGAGCAGGUGAAGUUUUAAGUCUCUUUUUGCAAAAUAACGUAAGACAGCCCUACAAACAGGUAAGAUAGGUAGGCAUGAGGCAGGUUGCAGGUGAUACUUGAGAAAACUGAAAGAAGUUGUACUGGUCAGUGGCCGAAGGAGGUGAAUUGUACCACAUCCUAUAGCUUUGGUGAUUUUAUGUCUUGGUUUCUGCAAGAGUGGAUUUGGGAAUGCUGUAGCUCCUGCUGGUGUUUAACUCCAGGGCCUGCAUUCAGAAGCUUUGUAAGGGAAAGGAGCCAGUUAAUAGGAGUUGAUAAAACAGUGAAGGCACACAGUCUGUGUGUUAAUGGACUCAGGCACUGUGCUUGGUUGGCUGACAGAAACCCUGGUCCCUGGUCCAUUUCCAGCCAUGAUGGACAUGUGGGAUGAGCAGCACCAGUUUGCUUUCAGACAGCUAGAGAGGAGUCCUGAGUAGCUUGGUGGUGGUUUGCUCCCAGAACUGAGGUGGGCUGCAGUUCUUUCUGUUCAGUGGGAGGCUGCUGAAGGCAGAGCUUUUCACAGGCAGAUGCUGACGUGCUUCAAUGCUGAAUGCUUGGCCCACAGAUGAUAGAAAUUUCCUCUUGAAGGAUUGUGCAAAGCUGUUGUACUUCAGGUGCUGUUCUGUUUAGAAACAUUGUACAGCCAAGUUCAUGAAGCAGAAGUUGAAGGAGGGAUUUUAGGGAAAGCUAAGUAAAGAUGAGGUAUAUUUCUAAAUGCCUUCUGCCUUGCCUAAGAUGUUUCCUUGGUUCCUUUUAGCUGCAUGGGUGGGAGGACAAGCACUGCUGGGCAGUAGGAGUGACUGUGCAUUGUCAGCAGAAGCAACAGUGAAACAGCCAUGCAGGAAAUGCCUUGAGAAAGUGGUUAAAUACCCUUUUUCUGUGGGUCUAAAUAUGCAACAGGAUGAGCAUUUAGAAAAUGUCUGCCUGUGAAGGACUGCAGCAUGGACAGCUUCCUUUGAUGCUUUUACAGGCUCUGUGAGAGAACCUGCAAGUAAUGAUUUUAUAUUUCGGAAACUAAGGGCUGUGUUCUCACCAGCGUGAACACAGCGUGCUGUGGCUCUGGGAGGAACAGCGAAAUACUUCUGAUACAUUUUGUAUCAAUGGGGAAACAGUCACACAACACCUUUCUUAGGUAAUGAUGGAUGCUGUUUUCCAUUGCAGUGCCUUAUUUUUGCUUAGAUGGUUUGCAGGGAAGGAUACUGUUUUCUGUGAAUGUAAAAUCAUGAAUCUACUACCUAGAAUAGAGGAUUAGUGCCUAAUUAGGAGAAGUACAGGAGUCAACAGGGAAUGGUGGUGUACUUGCUGAGGUAGAAUUUAAUGUGAGUGGUGAUUUAAAAAAUAAAAAAAAAAGUUCUAAGUUUUACUUUGGGUUACAUGGUGCAUGACUGUUGUAAUUUAGACUCCAGCUGAACUACUUAAAUUACCUGCUGACUCUCCUCUUUCUCAUGAUCUCUUUUUUUUUAACUGUUCACUGAUCUUUAAAGGUGCAUCCAGCCCCCUUCUGUAGUACUGAGUGUUAAAAGUGUGUUUUGUGUCCUGUCACAAUUUGGUUGUUUUGUACAUUAAUCUGAAGUAGAUAAAGACUUUGCAAUAGAAUUUUCAGUUAACUGGUCUGUGUGAUUUUACCUGAUCCCUUGAGUUGGUGCUUGCAGCCUAUUCCUAAUGGUUUCUAAUACCAUGUUCCCAAUUAUACGGUGCUUUUAACUCCCUUUGAGUUCAGAAAUGAAGAGAAUUCUGCAUUAAGUAGACUUUGCAGAUAUUAGUAUCUGAAAAUAAUUAGGUAGAAGGAAAACUAAAUUGUGUAAGGGUUUUUUUCAAUACUUCUUGAUUUUUAUCUGCAAAAAUUUGGGGUUUAAUCUCUGAAAGACAUAGUUAACUGGAUUAUUUUUAGUUUGGUUAUUUGUAUAAAUCAUCAUGUGCAGCCCAGGGCACAGGGGAAAAAGUGCCUUUCAAGUGCCUGUGUUGCAAUCUGCUGACAGUGUGUGUCUCAAACUCUCAAGGUAGAGGCAGGUAAGAUGCUGAUGGUGAAGUUCUCUCUGAAACUUGUGGCUGUGUUCACCUCCCUUUUGAGAAGGUGGCAGUUCCUGCAGUGAGUUUGUGCUGUGGGGAGGCUGAUUUUUAAAAACUGAAGCUCUGCAUAGGUUGGAGAAUUUUUUCCUGGGAUAGCAGAGAUCAGGGAGGUGUUUUGCAUUUGAUAUCUGGGAGUAAAAGUGUGCUGUGGAUUGGGAGCCCAGGUGGCUGAGCUGAGGAGUGCCUGUGCCGUGUCACUGUGCCCAUAGUGGUACAACCUCACAGUGCAGCGAGUGAGACACCAAUCAAGUGCUGAUAAGGGGUUUAAGGUUCAAGCUGUACUCAACCAACCCAUAGGCCGUCAAAUAUUAGGACAUACUACAAUACUGAACAUCUUGCUUUUUAAGUUUUUGGUUUUGUGUUGAAUUUUGAGAAGGGUGUAGUUUAACUUGCAUUUUGCUGCAAAAAGGAAAUAGGUCUGUGAAAUAAGAAUGGAAGGGGGUUUUUUUUGCCACAUGUCAUCAUAUCACCCCGGGUUCUUUUGGAUAAUAGUGUAAUAGUGCUAAGCUUGAAGUAUAUUGAGAUUUUAAAUGGAAUUUUGAUUUGUCCUCUCCAACUCCAGCCCACUUUUUUCAGGCCAGGGAAGAGGAGAAGUAGCAUCUCUAGUAUGGUUUUUAUAUAAUCCAGAAUUCAUUUAGAUUGGAAAAUACCUGUAAUCAAGUGUGGUUUGUCUAUGAGAACUUGGGAAGUAGUAUCAUAACAUCUGUUCAAUUUGUGCAGAGUGCUAUGCAAGUCAAAUUUUCUUCUCCAAAUACAUCUUCCUGAAAACUCAAUGUGAAGAAAACUAUUUCUUUGCUACAUCUGUCUUUUGCACACCCUCUUCUGUGCAUCUCUGUCUCCUGCAGCUCUCCCCAGUUAAUUUUUGAACAUCCCUUUUUCCAGACCUGCAUAUCCUUCCAUUAGCCUCACUUUGACAGCAUGCUACAAUCCUACUAAGAACCUUCAUUUCAGUGGAUAAUUCAUAAUUGCAAAUGGUAAAUUGCAGGAUGCUGUGUUUGGUGUAGAGUUCACAGUGUGCACAGCAAAUAGGCCCACACUUCACCUCAGCCAUUCCUGAAAUCCAGGUGCACACCUGGAGUGAGCCACGUGCUUCUAAAACACUACCCAAAGCAAGAAAUGUCUGCUUGCCCCUCUCUUAAAGGACAGCAGUUUUUGUAGCUAAUUUCUCUCUCUUGUCUAUACCUGUGGGAGACUUUGCUGCCCUGGCACGAGGCAGGUGUUGUGGCUGGAGGUAACCCCUUGUCUGCCAGGUGUAGCUGCUGCUGUUGGCAGCAAGUCCAGCAAAGCUGUCCAGAAGAAUUCCCUGAUUUGACUUGUUUUAUUCUUUCCUUUUGAUGCCAAAGAAUAUUUUUACUGGAGACCAGAAUUCAUCAUACAGGUUGAACAGAAGAAAGCUGGUUUGAAACUGAAGCUGGAACCAAAUUAAUGUUGUUUGAUUUAAUCAGAUCCAGGGGCUCCCUGAUGUGCAAGAGAGAGGCAAGGGAGGUGAAACUCUUAACAGGUGGAUCUAUUGCACCUUCCAUGCUGCUGGUAGUUGUGUGCAGUGUUUAAGUCUGGUGUACCUUGUAAGUUUGCUUGUAAUGGGGACUUGCUCUGGAUUACCUACUGCAGCUAGGAGUGGGGAUUCCCAAUCCUUCACACCUCAGGUUAAGAGCAGUUUUUGGGGGGAAGCCCCACUGGGAGAUGGGUGUGGGGAGAAAACGGGGGGAAACCUGGCACGUAUGAUUUUGGACAAAGGUAAAAGUCUGGGACUGUAUAAAUGACACCUUGUUUUGUUGUUUUCCUUUUGCAGAUGACUUGUUUAAGGUUCACAAACUUAAGCCAAAUCUGAAGUGGCGGCAGGCUUUUGACAACUACUUAAAAACAAUG